CGCGAAGGUCACACGCGUCCUGCUGCUGUGUGCAGGCAGCGAGAGGCGAGGUGAGGGGACGCGGAGAGGAGCACCAGCGGGGACUUUUGCUGCGUCGGGAACCGGCACGACCAGACUUUCCUCCCGCUCCAACACCACCUCGGCUCCCUUAAAAAAAAAAAAAAAAAGAAAAAGGAAGAAAAAAAAAAGACGAAGAGGAGCCCACAUUUUGAAGGACUUCGCUUUGAAGUCUUCCGCCCAACCGUCGUGUGGAAGUGGGAAUAAACUAAGGACGUGGGACGGAGGGAUGGCAUUUAAAGAAGGCAUUGUCAACCACUGAGUCGCAUUACGAAUGCUACUCGAAAGGUUUCGACUGCGGCCACGUUUGGUGAGGACAUGACAAGGGAGCUCUUUGAAGAAAUGUGCAAUGAUGACAUUCAAGCAGAGCCAAGUAACGUUAGCCUGCUAGCCCGCUAGCCCAGGAGCUAAGUGCUAACUAAGCCUGUGGAGGCUUUUGUAGCAUUGCGGAGUCACCUCGUGUUUUUUUUUAAAUAUUUUUUCUUGUUGUUCGGCCUUCCAGCAGGAAUGGAGAAGCCCGAAUGUCCGCCACAUCUACUCCGUGGGGACUGUUGAGACCGCGACGAGACGACAUUGUUGGCAAAAUCUCGUCCGAGGCGACCCGGCUAUGUUCCCGGGACUACUUUCCUGGUGUGACGUUAACCCAGGCAGGCCAUGUAGUCUCACAAUGUGCAUCUCCGACCGAGCACGGCGAUAAAGGCUCUUCCUUUUAGCUGAAAGUUGGUGAUUCCGGUUAUUUACAGGCCCGUUUGGAGCAUUAUUUGUAUUCUAGUUCUUCUCCUCAUCAUUGACCCCCCUGACUGGAGCGUACAAGCAUGUCUGGAGAGGUGCGUUUGAAGAAGCUGGAGAAACUGAUCCUGGACGGACCCAUCGAGUCCAAUGGCCAGUGUCUCAGCGUGGAGACCCUGCUGGACAUCCUGGUGUGUCUGUUCGACGAGUGCAACAACUCUCCGCUCAGAAGAGAGAAGAAUAUCUCGGAGUUCCUGGAUUGGGCCAAACCCUUCACGUCCAAAGUGAAGCAGAUGCGCCUGCACAAAGACGACUUUGAAAUCCUCAAAGUGAUUGGACGAGGAGCCUUCGGAGAGGUAGCGGUGGUCAAGGUGAAAAAUACGGACAAAGUGUUCGCCAUGAAGAUCCUCAACAAGUGGGAGAUGCUGAAGCGAGCCGAGACGGCGUGCUUUCGCGAGGAGAGAGAUGUGUUGGUGAACGGAGACUCCCAGUGGAUUACCACCCUCCACUAUGCCUUCCAGGAUGACAACAAUUUGUACCUCGUCAUGGACUACUAUGUGGGCGGGGACCUGCUGACCCUGCUCAGUAAAUUCGAGGACCGGCUGCCCGAGGAUAUGGCCAGAUUCUACCUGGCUGAAAUGGUGCUGGCCAUUGAGUCCAUUCAUCAGCUUCACUACGUUCACAGGGAUAUCAAACCUGACAACAUCCUUUUGGAUAGAAACGGCCACAUCCGCUUGGCUGACUUUGGCUCCUGCCUCAAACUCAUGGAGGAUGGAACGGUCCAGUCGUCCGUGGCUGUGGGAACCCCGGAUUAUAUCUCUCCAGAAAUCCUCCAGGCCAUGGAGGAUGGAAAGGGCAAGUACGGACCUGAGUGCGACUGGUGGUCCCUGGGAGUUUGCAUGUACGAAAUGCUGUACGGCGAAACUCCCUUCUAUGCGGAGUCCCUGGUUGAAACCUACGCCAAAAUCAUGAACCAUCAGGAGCGAUUCCAGUUCCCUCAGCAGAUUACGGAUGUCGUUUCAGAGGACGCCAAGGAUCUCAUACGUCGGCUCAUUUGCAGCCGGCAGUACCGAUUAGGACAGAACGGGAUUGAAGACUACAAGCAACAUCCCUUCUUUUCUGGCAUCGACUGGGACAACAUCCGCUUGUGUGAGGCCCCCUACAUCCCCGAGGUCAGCAGUCCCACAGACACGUCCAACUUCGACGUGGACGACGACAGUCUCAAGAACUCGGAGACCAUGCCCCCACCUUCUCACACCGCCUUUUCUGGCCACCACUUCCCCUUUGUUGGCUUCACCUACACCAGUAAAUGCACCAUAUCUGACCGGGGUUGCCUGCGACAACUGUCCGGCGAAGCCAGCAAGGCCGGGCAGGACAAAGUGGACGUGGAGGUACAGCGCGGCUUGGACAACAGCCUGGCAGCAGAGGCCUACGAGAGGAGGAUCCAGCGCCUCGAACAGGAGAAAGUGGAGCUGAGCCGCAAAGUUCAAGAGAUGACGCAGACCCUUCAGGCACUUCAGCAUCCGACAGCUGAUAGUCCCUUCACUGCAAGCAAGGAGGUGGAGAUCAGGAGUCUGAAGACCGAGAUCGACUACCUCAAGAAGCAACUCGCUGACUCGGGCCAGUUGGACAAGCAGAGUGAAGAUGUGACAGCGGCACAUCGGGAACUGGAGGAAACAUCCAGACACGUCAAGAUGUUGGAAAAGCAGUUGAAGACUCUGACAAAGGAGAGGGACGACCUGCACAAGGAUUUUGUGGAAGUGGACGAGAAGUUGAAGUCUCAGUCAAAGGAUCUUAAAGAAGCGCACGGCCAGAGAAAGCUGGUCAUGAAGGAGUUCUCGGAACUCAAUGAGAUCCUCUCAGACCUCAGGUCGGAGAAGCAGCACCUGUGUCGCCAGCUCCGUGACAAGGAGGAGGAAGUGGAGAGUCAGAGUGAGAAAGUGGAGGUGCUGCGUCUUGAGGUGCGCAAGGCUGAGAAGGCCCGGAAAGAGAUGGAGGCUCAGAUGGAGGAGCAGAGUGCAGAGGCUGUGAAGGACAGGAAGCUGAAGGAUCGCAAUGAACAGUACAGCCGGCAACUGGAGGAGGAGCUGCAGGGGCUGAAGUCCAAACACGUCGGCCUGUCCCCCUUCCCGGCGUCUGCAGAGGCCAAGACAAUGGCGUACGAGGAGGAGCUGGUACGUCGGGAGGCGCAGCACAGCACGGAGCUGAAAGCCAUGCGCAAGGAGCUGCGUGACGGCGACAGCCAGCAGCUGGCCUUGAAGAAAGAAGUGCAGAUCUUGAAGGACAAACUGGAGAAGACUCGGAGAGAGAGUCAAAGUGAGCGGGAGGAGUUUGAGGCGGACUACAAGCAAAAGUAUGAAAGAGAGAAAGUUCUGCUCACUGAAGAAAAUAAGAAACUUUCCAGUGAAUUGGAGACGCUGACCAGCGUGUUGGACAAGGUGAGCGCCUCCAGCCGGCAGCUGGAGGAGCAAGUGAGAGAGCUGGCGGACAAGAAGGAGAGCGUCGCUCACUGGGAGGCCCAGAUCACAGAAAUCAUCCAGUGGGUGAGCGAUGAGAAGGAUGCCCGAGGAUACCUGCAGGCUCUGGCCACCAAGAUGACCGAGGAGCUGGAGGGCCUGAGAAACAGCAGCCUGGGAGCAAGAGCCACGGUGAAAAAAAACACACUUGGCACACUGGGCAUACUGGACAAGCUCAUCACCACGUUGUUGCUGUCGCAGGACAUGCCUUGGAAGAUGCGUCGCUUUGCCAAGUUGGACAUGUCGGCCCGCCUGGAGCUGCAGUCUGCUCUGGACGCGGAGAUCAGAGCCAAGCAGAGCAUUCAGGACGAGCUGAACAAAGUGAAGGCCAACAACAUCUCCACAGAAUGCAAACUGCAGGAUGUGGAGAGCAGGAACCAGGAGCUUCUCGCUGAGAUCGACAGGCUGAAGAAGGAGACUGAGGAGCUGCGGAUGCGCAGAGGUGUCAAGCACCAAGAUUCCCAGAAUUCCUUCUUGGCUUUCCUCAACGCUCCCACUUCUACGCUGGACCAGUUUGACGACUCUUAUUCCUCCUCUUCAUCUUCUUUAAUUGAGUUUUGGGAAGACCGCUCGCCAUCCGCCGGGUCGGCGAGCAAAGGCAGACGUGUGGAAUCCAUGGACAACUUCACUCUCUCCAACACUCCAUCCCGGGAAGAUGAGCCCAAGUCCCGCCUCAAGACCCGCUCACGGUCACCCUCCACGGCCAGCGACAUGGAGCCCACGGAGUUGAUGGAUCAUUCUCCUCGUGCAGUGCAGACCCCCACCAUGCGCUCAGGAGGGUACGGCAGCAUUGGUCGGUCCUCCCCUAAGCCAAAAGCCCACCAGUUUGUGGUGAAGUCAUUCAGCUCGCCCACCAAGUGUAACCAGUGCACGUCCCUCAUGGUGGGACUCAUACGCCAAGGCUGCACCUGCGAAGUGUGCAACUUCUCCUGCCACGUGACAUGUGCAGACAAGGCUCCAGCUGUUUGUCCCGUUCCACAAGAUCAAACCAAAGGACCACUGGGCAUCGACACUCAGAGGGGCAUUGGUACCGCCUACGAGGGCCACGUCAGGGUGCCCAAACCAACGGGGGUGAAGAAGGGCUGGCAGAGGGCGGUGGCGGUGGUGUGCGACUUCAAACUUUUCCUCUACGAGCUUGGCGAAGGCAAGACAACGCAGCCGAGUGUCGUCGUGAGCCAAGUCAUCGACAUGAGGGACGAAGAGUUUUCAGUCAGCUCCGUCCUGGCCUCCGACGUCAUCCACGCCAGCCGCAAAGACAUCUCCAGCAUAUUCCGCGUGACGGCGUCCCAGCUCUCCCCCACCAGCAGCCACAAGCCCUCCAUCUUGAUUCUGGCCGACAGCGACCAGGAGAGGAACAAGUGGGUGGGUCUCCUCAAUGAGCUUCACCGCAUCCUCAGGAAGAACAAGCUGAAGGAGCGCUUCGUCUACGUGCCCAAGGAGGCGUACGACAGCACGCUGCCGCUCAUCAAGACCACGCAAUCUGCGGCCAUCAUAGAUCAUGAGCGUGUGGCCCUGGGCAACGAGGAGGGUCUUUAUGUGGUCCAUGUCACAAAAGACGAAAUCAUCCGUGUGGGCGACAACAAGAAGGUGCACCACAUCGACCUGAUCCCUCAUGAGCAGCUGCUGGCCGUCAUCUCGGGCAGGAACCGACACGUGCGCCUCUUCCCCUCGCAGGCCUUAGACGGCCGCGAGAUCGAGUCCUACAAGCUGACCGAGACCAAGGGCUGCCAGACCGUAGUCUCCGGGCCCGUGCGAAAUGGCUCGCUCACGUGUUUGUGUGUGGCCAUGAAGAGGCAGAUCAUAUGUUACGAGGUCAACAAGAGCAAGGCUCGUCACCGUCGUCUGCGGGAGCUUCAGGCUCCUGGGAUUGUCCAGUGGAUGGGUCUGCUCAACGAGCGCCUCUAUGUGGGCUAUCAGUCCGGCUUCGCUCGCUACAGUGUCCACGGGGACGUGUCUCCAGUCGUCCUGCUGCACCCCGAGGAUCACACCCUGGCCUUCAUCCCCCAGCAGAACCUGGACGCCCUGUGUGCCGUGGAGAUCUCCGGCAAGGAGUUGCUGCUGUGCUUCAGUGCCAUCGGAGUCUACGUGGACUCACAGGGUCGCAGAUCUCGUCAGCAGGAGCUCAUGUGGCCCGCAGUCCCCAACGCCGCCUGCUACAACGCUCCCUACCUGUCGGUAUACAGCGAGAACGCCGUGGACGUGUUUGACGUCAACACCAUGGACUGGAUUCAGACCAUUCCCCUCAAGAAGGUGCGUCCUUUGAAUGUCGAUGGCUCCUUGAACCUGCUGGGUCUGGAAACCGUGCGCCUCAUCUAUUUCAGAAACAAAACAGCCGAGGGCGACGAGCUAGUGGUGCCGGAGACGUCGGACAACAGCCGGAAGCAGUUGGUGCGCAGCAUGAACAGCAAGAGACGCUUCUCCUUUAGGGUGCCUGAGGAGGAGCGAAUUCAGCAGAGGAGGGAGAUGCUGAGGGACCCAGAGAUGAGGAACAAGCUGAUCUCCAACCCGACCAACUUUAACCACGUGGCUCACAUGGGACCAGGAGACGGGAUCCAGAUCCUCAAAGACCUCCCCAUGAACGUGCGCAUUCAGGAGAACCGCGGAGGAUUCAGCGGCUCGGUCAGCAUCCCGUCCAUCACCAAGAACCGAGGGGAGCCGGGCCGUUCCAUGAGCGCCAGCAGCGGACUGGGCAUACGCGCGACCUCCCAGAACGGCAGCGCCCUCCGCAGGGAGCUGUCAGGCGGCAGCUACGGCUCCAAACGUCAGGCCAUGACCUCGCCCUCCGAGAGCUCCCUGUCCUCGGGCGGCGGCGUGGACUGUGGCGACGCCCCCCUGUCCCACUUUGACAGAGAGUGGCAGGCGGUCUCGCCGUCGGAGAAGACCCCCGAUCUGAAAAGGGCUUUAAGGACCCUGCUUAGUAAAAUGAAGGACUCGGACUCCCCGCGUCACUCCACCGCCUCCAACAGCUCCACCUUCAGCAGCCCCCCCAGCCCCGCCUCCCCCCACAAGACCAAGUCCCUGUCCCUGGAGAGCACGGAGCGCGUGGCCUGGGACACAUGAGCACACCUCGCCAGGUUUCUACUUGUACAUAAGCAGCCUUUUGGCUUCCAGGGGACGAGAUUUUAAUUUAUUUAUCUUAGAGCAGAAACCUUAGCUUUGCUUGUCGGCCCCGCGCAGACGGGUGGCGUCUAGACCGCCCCCGCCCCUUCCAAAAAAAAACAAGUGUCACACUUUUAACAGCAAACGAUCUCAUCGUCACGCCGCGUCGGCAGUGACAUCAUCGCUCGCCAUGUUUCCUGUACAUAGGUAGAGAGUAAUAUAUGAGAAGGAUUUGUUUUUUAUUCAUGAGGAAGCCAUUUAAAAACUUUUUUAAAUUAAUUUUUAGAUUUUUUUUUUUUUAAUCUUAUGACCCUUCCCCUCCAUGGUUUGCAUUUGGACACACACACACACAUUUUUUAACAAGCUCUGAUCGUGGUUUAGUAACCCAAAAAAAAAGUUUGUGACUUGGUUGACUUUCCUGCAGAGGAAUGUCGGCUUCAUUUGCUCGCUUAUGGAAUCAAAAAAAAAAAAGGUGGAUGGCUGUAUUGGUAAAUUCUAAAAAAAAAAAAAAAAAAAAGCUGAUCAUAUUUGUGACACUAGAGGGAAAUAUUCACUACACUUGAUUUUCAACACUAAUUCCACGUGUCAUGACUCUUGUGCCUAACCUGACACGUGGAACGUAACAUUUUGUACAUUUAAGAUUGCGCUAACAGGCUCAGGUUAUGUUUUUGGAUUGUCAACAUUUUAAGGCUGUGGUGCCCCCCCCCCCCCCUUUCCCCCCCAAAUACUACAAAAAAAAAAUCACCCUUGCAUUUCACUUCUUUACAAUUCCUUCGAUAUUAUUUUGCUCUUCCAUAUCACACUUUGCUUUUUAUUGGUUUGCUUUGUAAUAAUUUGUACAGUUUUGCAUGUCCGAUGUAAUCAUUUGCUUGGUUUUUCUUUGGAUUUGCUUUUUUUUCCCCCCCCCCUCCUUCCUCCUUUGGGUGUUUGAGGACGAGGACACUGCAGGUGACGUCGAUUGUUUUUGCACAAAAUAUUUAAGGUGUAAAGGUCAAAAGAAAGUCAUAUUUACCAACUCCGAUGUAUUUCAAUAAAGCGGAGGGCUGUUACCAAGGA
This is a messenger RNA of Nerophis ophidion (straightnose pipefish), 7457 nucleotides long. RefSeq names its product CDC42 binding protein kinase alpha (DMPK-like) b (gene cdc42bpab). Gene Ontology annotation, cellular component: cytoskeleton; actomyosin; cytoplasm. The record is from RefSeq and is a predicted model, not a curated record. Gene Ontology annotation, molecular function: protein serine/threonine kinase activity; ATP binding. The coding region runs from base 873 to 6362 and encodes 1829 amino acids. The transcript has 43 exons. Gene Ontology annotation, biological process: peptidyl-threonine phosphorylation; actomyosin structure organization. Lineage: Eukaryota; Metazoa; Chordata; Actinopteri; Syngnathiformes; Syngnathidae.